AUGGUUUUAUCGCACCCAGUCUAUUGUCAAGGCUGCUUCAAGCAAAGUCCAACGCGAGAAUUCUUUGAUCAUCAUAUCAUCGAACAAGAUCUUUUCGUACUACGAAAUGAUAAAGUGGUCUUCCUCUCUCGUGAUCCCAGCACACAUCGUAGUCAUCAAUAUUGCCCACCUCUUCGUGAAUUUACCAAUAUGAUCGGUAUGAACGGUCAUUUGUGUCCUACUUGCCAUCGAAUCGGUUUCAGCGAUGAAUUUGUUAAUCAACACAUCCUGAACAAAGUCAUUCACAUUCACUUCCCCAACGGAUCCAUCAUGAAGCUUGAUCGAAAGCCGCAAACAGGAGAAUUCUUUUGCCCAUAUCCACUGUGCUAUUAUCGUGAAUGCAAUGCUUUGGUGUUCUCCGAGCAUGUGAUGAGCAUGUGUCCACGAAAGACACCAAUGCGUAUUGGAUACUAG
This is a messenger RNA of Meira miltonrushii, 453 nucleotides long. RefSeq lists its product as uncharacterized. The record is from RefSeq and is a predicted model, not a curated record. The transcript is spliced from 3 exons. The coding region runs from base 1 to 453 and encodes 150 amino acids. Lineage: Eukaryota; Fungi; Basidiomycota; Exobasidiomycetes; Exobasidiales; Brachybasidiaceae.